Messenger RNA from Mercenaria mercenaria, 1150 nucleotides. RefSeq names its product carboxy-terminal kinesin 2-like. The record is from RefSeq and is a predicted model, not a curated record. Gene Ontology annotation, biological process: microtubule-based movement. The transcript has 6 exons. The annotation marks the transcript as partial. Gene Ontology annotation, molecular function: ATP binding; microtubule binding; microtubule motor activity. Lineage: Eukaryota; Metazoa; Mollusca; Bivalvia; Venerida; Veneridae.
UCUGCCUUGGAUGGGUACAAUGUCUGUAUAUUUGCUUAUGGACAGACCGGAAGUGGGAAGACAUACACUAUGGAAGGUCCGUCGGUAGAGGAUGAGGAAAACAGAGGAAUGAUAUCUCGAGCUGUCCUACAAAUAUUCAGUAGUACAAGAGAAUUAGAGGAUAAAGGUUGGCAGUAUGAAUUUGAAGGCUCAUUUCUAGAAAUCUACAAUGAAACCAUUAGAGAUCUGUUGGGCAACCAUGCAGCUGAUGUUAAACAUGAAAUAAAGAUGACUGGGACAGGUGGCAAUGACGUGAUGGUGACAAACCUAACAACUGUACCAAUUACUUGUGAAAAUCAGAUUACUGAUCUGCUGAAAAUGGCAUCAAGAAAUCGUGCAGUAGGAGAGACAAAUUGUAACGAGAGGUCGUCCAGAAGUCACAGCGUGUUCAGACUGAAAAUUACAGGUUGUAACGACAUCACCCAGGAGCAAUGCAAAGGUACCCUUAACCUUGUUGAUUUAGCUGGAAGUGAGAGGUUGAAGGAAUCAGGGGCCACUGGACAGAGAUUGAAAGAAACUCAAAACAUCAACAAGAGUUUGUCCAAUCUUGGUAACGUUAUAAUGGCACUUGGAAAUAAGGAGAAUCACGUACCAUACAGGAAUAGUAAGCUCACCUACCUUCUACAGAAUUCACUUGGGGGAAACAGUAAAACAUUGAUGUUUGUGAAUGUCUCCCCAAGGGAGGAGAACUUUUCUGAAACACUCAAUUCGCUUAGGUUUGCAACAAAGGUGAACCAGUGUAAUAUUGGGACUGCCACAAAGAAAUCUAAAUAAAAGCAUCUGCUUCACAGAACAGUGCCUUGUUUUUAGGAAUCAAAAAUGGCUUAUUUUAUUGGUUAGGACAGUUGCAGGAAAUGAAAUAAGCUAGCUUUAAGUGCUUUUCUUAGAUCAUAAUGCUGUGUUUGCUAUUUUAGCUGCAAGAAAUGCUUAAAGGUUAUCUGAAAUAUUAAACCACGACCUUUAACUGUAAUAGGUUUGCAUGUGUUUGUCCUAAAUGUUACUGUUAACCGGCUUCUCUUCAGGAAGAUUAAACAGUAUGUCAUUUGAGUCGCGCCAUGAGAAAACCAACAUAAUGCGUUUGAGACCAGCAUGGAUCCAGACCAGCCUGUGC